AUGGCGGCGGAGGAAGUACCGGUUGUAAAAGGAGCCCUCCCCUUCGGUGUAAGCUUCAGACCCAUUGUCUUCAUCGCGAAAGUGACCUCCGGCGCCACCUUGAACACCUCUGGCCAACACGAGAAUCUCAUGACCAUGUAUAACAAAGUUCUCAGAGUUGAGUUUGAGUUUCCACCGUGGUUUUUGCCUGAGUCAAAGAAGCUAAUCUCCAAGAUUGUAGUGGCGGAUCCCGCCAAGAGAACCACGAUUUCGGCCAUAACUCGCAUGUCGUGGUUCUGGAAGGGCUUUUCUUCAUUUUUUGCUCCAGACUUGUGUCAGUUGGAGAAACAAGAGGCCCUUACGAUUACGGAGGAAGAAAACAAUUUCAAGAUGCCUAAGUUCUUCAACGCGUUUGAGUUUAUUUCGUCCAUGUCUUCUAGGUUCAACCUCUCAAGGAUGUUCGAGAGCAAGAGGAAGACAACGACGAUGUUCACGCUGAAGUGCUCCACGGCGGUGAUUGUGGCGAAGAUUGCGGUGGCGACAUGGGGGCUGAGGUUCCGCGUGGCGAAGGUCAAGGACUUCAAGAUCCGGCUGAAGGGUGCGACGAAGGGGAGGAAGAAGAGGCAAGCGGUCACGGUAGAGGUGUUCGAGGUGGCGCCGGAGGUCACUUUCGCGACGAAGACAAUGGAAGGGGAGGGCUCCUAUUACAACCGGUACCCCAAACAGAUCUCCAUCGUUUGA
Glycine soja is the source of this 720-nucleotide messenger RNA. RefSeq names its product CBL-interacting serine/threonine-protein kinase 5-like. NCBI's taxonomy places the organism in Eukaryota, Viridiplantae, Streptophyta, Magnoliopsida, Fabales, Fabaceae. Bases 1 to 720 code for a protein of 239 amino acids. The transcript has a single exon. The record is from RefSeq and is a predicted model, not a curated record. Gene Ontology annotation, biological process: signal transduction.